This is a messenger RNA of Tripterygium wilfordii, 1335 nucleotides long. Its product is annotated as E3 ubiquitin-protein ligase AIRP2-like. Gene Ontology annotation, biological process: protein ubiquitination. Gene Ontology annotation, molecular function: ubiquitin protein ligase activity. The transcript is spliced from 5 exons. Lineage: Eukaryota; Viridiplantae; Streptophyta; Magnoliopsida; Celastrales; Celastraceae. The coding region runs from base 328 to 1071 and encodes 247 amino acids. The record is from RefSeq and is a predicted model, not a curated record.
UUGAAAAUUCAACCUAUGCUCUCAAAUUUGGAUAAGGCGUCACGGACUAUUCUUUUAUUUUAAUAAUAAUUUUGUUUAGGGGUUCUAUUGGGAAGAUCCACGAUGCCUCCCUUGUCCACGUGUCCCUCGUCCUUCGUUUUCAAGAAGAGAAUAGAAGCAGAGUACAAAUAACAGAGUCCACCCCCCACAAAACCCCCCGAAACUCCGCCACUUUGUAGAGAGAGAAGGAAGUGAAGGUUUUUGUUAGUUGGUGGUAAGGGUUUUUUUCGCUCCUGUUUGGGGACUGGGAAAGUGUUGGAUUGUUGGAGGGGUUGUUAAAUUUGGUAAAUGUACGUAGGUUCUAUGCGAAAGUCGUUCAAGGAUUCCUUGAAAGUGCUCGAAGCUGAUAUUCAACAUGCUAAUACACUGGCAUCAGAUUUUCCGAGGGAUUAUGAUGGUGCAUGCCUACAGAUGAGAAUGUCAUACAGUCCAGCCGCACAUCUGCUCCUUUUUCUUGUGCAAUGGACUGAUUGCAAUCUUGCAGGGGCCCUCGGACUGUUAAGAAUCCUUAUUUAUAAGGUUUAUGUGGACGGCACGACUACCAUGUCCACGCAUGAAAGGAAAGCGAGCAUCAGGGAGUUCUAUGCGAUAAUUUAUCCCUCAUUACUGCAACUUCAAAGAGGUGAUAUCGACACUGAAGAUAGAAGGCAGAAGGCGGUCUGCAUGGAGAGGUAUCGAAGAAGAGAUGAUGAGGAUCGUAUACAGUAUACUGAUGUAGAAAUUGAAAAAGAAGACGAAUGUGGGAUAUGCAUGGAGAUGAAUAGUAAGAUUGUAUUACCCAACUGCAACCAUACCUUGUGCUUGAAAUGUUACCGUGAAUGGAGAUCAAGAUCCCAGUCAUGCCCCUUUUGCCGUGACAGUCUUAAAAGGGUGAAUUCUGGCGAUCUAUGGGUAUUUACUGAUAGCAGGGACAUAAUCGACAUGGCAACAGUGACAAGAGAGAACCUUAGGAGGCUAUUCAUGUAUAUAGACAAGUUGCCUUUGAUUGUACCAGAAAACCUUUUUGACGCAUACGAGUCUCACCUAAAGUAAGUUACUAAAACAGUCUCAAGUUGCCUCUUCUGCACUCCUUGCAGGAGUAAUUCCACUAUGAUUCGGCAUAAUUGCUGGGAUUGUUCCGGCAAAUUUAGAUCAUCUAGAAGCCGCCGGCCUCCGCCAUGAAGGCUCAGGCCAGUGGGUGAAGUUGAGAUGGUUUAUUUAUAGUCAUCUUAUAAAUUGUAUGUAGCAAAUGUGUAUAUGCUUUUGUAUAGCCUUGAUUGAAGAACUUAUGAUGAUGAUUCUCUUCUUGAGUUGCUA